AUGGCGGGGUACCCGAUCAAUGUGGGAAAUGUAAUGUCUAGGAUAAUCACAAUUGUGGGCAGUGAGCAUGAUAGAAACUACCCUUUCCCCAACUUUCUGACUAUGUACUUCAGGGACCUAAAAUUUGAAAAGAGGCCAUUCGACAUAACGGUCAAAGCGAAGGCCCCAUUCUUUUGGUACAGCAUGCACGGGGAUGACAACCCAAAGAGCAAGAACUUUAAGGGAACAACUACUGCUUCAACUGGCCAGUCUGAAGAGCUAGUUGUCGUAGUGGCUCCUGCUCAGCCUGCCUCCACUUCCACAGACAUCCCUCCUGGCCCAUCCACCUCAGCAGACCCGGAAAUUCCCUCCUCCCGAGCUUACCCAACAACUUCAUCCAAGUUGUCUAUCCUCACUACUACAGUGGAAGCUCAGUUGGCUCCUCCACCUCCGCAGGUCCCACAGUCCAUAGAGGAUGCUCUCAAAGAGAUUUUGGUCAACCAGAAGAAAAUCAUUGACAACCAGAAAGUGCUCGCUGAUGCUGUUGAUUCACAUAGCAAGGCAGACAAGCUACCUUUGGAUUUAUUGCUUCAUGACCCUGCACCAGAAGCUUAUCCCCAGCCGGAGCAGUCUCAGAGGCCUCCCAAGAGGAAGAGGAUGAUUCCCCGAGCGGACGAUGCAGUCAUCAAGUUGGCAGACCCACCGGAGGCCUCCUCCAGUCAGCCGCAGGAUGCAUCUCAAGAGCUUGUCCAGGUCCAGGCCCAGGUCCCAGCAGUAGAGCAGCAUGCCAUAGGGAACCAGUUUGAGGUCCCAGCAGUAGAGCAGCAUGCCAUAGGGAACCAGUUUGAGGUUCCCGAGCACAGGUUGGCCGCGAUCAAGAUGCAUGAGCAGCUCAGAGCGGGUGCGGGCGCCCAAUCCAUUAGGGAGGAGUUGGAGAGAAGAGAUGAGGAACUGAUGCGGUCUAUACGCAGAUGCAGCGAGCUUGAGGAGCAACUUCAUGUCAAGGAUGAAGAGAUUGAGGUGGGCAAAGGGGUUGCCGCGGAGUGCGAGGACCUUCAGGCGAAGGUAUCGUCUUUACGAUCUGAGCUCGACAAAAGUGCUACUAAGGUCGACGCUCUGAGUGCGGAAUGGACGGAGAAGGUGGCCGAGCUAGAAAAGAAAGUGGCCGAGAUGGAGAGACCAGAGAACGCUCGAGUGUCGGCUUUGGCGAGGGUGGCGGCACUAGAGGAUACUAUCCGCGUCCUCAGGUCCGAGCGGGAGUCUGAGAGAGAGACGACCAUGCUAAGGGAGGCACGGCUCGAGGAGCGAAUUGGUGAACUUGAUCGAGCCGCUUCGAUCUUGGGAGACCGAGUUGCGGCUCUCGAAGCUAAGAAGGCGCAGUUAUUGGCUCAAGCUCCCCCUCAAGAGUCUGCUUCGACCAUUAUUUUUCUGAUGAUGAUGAGGAUGUUGGGAGAACGGCGGUGGGGAAGACGCUGA
Nicotiana attenuata is the source of this 1455-nucleotide messenger RNA. RefSeq names its product PERQ amino acid-rich with GYF domain-containing protein 2-like. The transcript is spliced from 4 exons. NCBI's taxonomy places the organism in Eukaryota, Viridiplantae, Streptophyta, Magnoliopsida, Solanales, Solanaceae. The coding region runs from base 1 to 1455 and encodes 484 amino acids. The record is from RefSeq and is a predicted model, not a curated record.